Aspergillus affinis is the source of this 1203-nucleotide messenger RNA. RefSeq lists its product as uncharacterized. The transcript has a single exon. The coding region runs from base 1 to 1203 and encodes 400 amino acids. Lineage: Eukaryota; Fungi; Ascomycota; Eurotiomycetes; Eurotiales; Aspergillaceae. The record is from RefSeq and is a predicted model, not a curated record.
AUGAAUCCGACAACUCCCCUUCAUGCAUUUGCGCGUCAGGGCGAGCCCGAGAAAGACCCCCAGGACCUUCAAGAAGAUCAGCUCUCUGAAAUUCAACCAAUAGAAGAACCCGAAGAAGGAUUGCCUGAUGAAGAAGAACUGUUCCAUGAUUCAGAGCAGAUAAUGGACGAUAUUGAUAUCGAUCGAGCCCCUAUAACAAAAGAAAGGUUCAUAAAAGAGAUUAAGAAAGACCCAAAUGUGGUCUAUAAAGUUAUGACUGCCUUUCACGAGCUUGAAAUCAAGGAAACGAACCGUGCCCAGAAGGCCAUCCGGACACUCAAGAAAGAGAAUGAAGCCCUAACUGCUGAACGAGACACUUUUGCUAUGAAAUGGGCCCUCUCUAGGGACCGAACUGGCACCUUUGGUAGUCACCGAUCUACCAAAAUCCCUGAUCCGCCGAUGCUGAGUAACGGCGAAGACCCGACCUUUGAGAAUUGGCAGUUAGCAAUCUACCAGAAAAUGACUGCUAACGCUGACCACUAUCCUACUACUGAGCUUCGUAUCGCCUAUGUAACUAGCCGCUGCGAAAGGGAUGCGCGUCAGCAUAUAUCUCCUCGUCUCUUGACCCAGAACUACCGUGAUUUCGGUGAGAUCCUGAGCCACCUGAAAAGCAUCUUCGUGGAUCCAAAUAAGGCCCGUAAUGCCCGCCGAAAGUUUAAUUCCAUUAAGAUGGCUGCUUUUAAGGACUACUAUACCUUUGCCUCAGAGUUCCAAAAUCUCGCGGUUGAAAGACAGAUCGAUCGUGACACUUGGAAGGAAAGCUUCUUCUUUGCCCUUCCUGAUGAAAUACAGCGGAUGGUAGUUUACGUUUUCAAUGAUGAUAACCGAACCUUUGAGGACUUUACCCACGAAUGUGCCAAGGUGGCUGACCUCUGGGCUGACCUAAAGAAGUGCAGAAAUAACAAGAAUGCAGCCCGAGACAGUUCUAAGUCUUUGACCUCGAAUAAGGGAGCCAGCCCGCGUCCUGCUCACUAUAUUAAAGGCGAAGAGAAAGACCAGUUAAUGAGAGAAAGAAAGUACUUUAUCUGCAGGCAGUUCGGUCACCUCGCUACCGACUGUUUCCAGAAAGGUUCUCACUCCUCUCAGGUACCCAAACGAGAGCUGAAGGCUUUAAAAAAGGCUCCCGAGCAGCCCUCUGCUGAGUCAAAAAACGAGGAAGCCUAG